Messenger RNA from Drosophila arizonae, 1519 nucleotides. RefSeq names its product 32 kDa beta-galactoside-binding lectin. NCBI's taxonomy places the organism in Eukaryota, Metazoa, Arthropoda, Insecta, Diptera, Drosophilidae. The record is from RefSeq and is a predicted model, not a curated record. Gene Ontology annotation, molecular function: galactoside binding; carbohydrate binding.
CAUGCAAUCUUUUUAUUGACACUUUCAAUCAAAACAUCAUCUCUAUAGCAAUAUAGAAAAUAUUCAGACAUUUCGCAAAUCCACAACAAAAUUCAGUUAAAUUAUAGCUUGAUUAGUUGUCCCAAACUCUAUUACAGGACAUAAGUCUACAUUGUUUCGGUUAAACAUUGAGAGACAACCAAUUGACGACUUUUGGAAAUGCCAAUAUUUGAGUAUGUGUAAAAUCCAUAGGGGGCUGGAAAGCCAUGAAUGUAUACAGUGGCGCUCGCAGUAUUGCCUUGAGGCGAGAUUUGGAUGCUUUGUCCGUAUUCUACGAAGAACGAAGCGCUGCUAAUCUUAAGAAACAGUUUAAGCUGAGUAAGACAGCUUGUCCUGGACUAAGUUUCCUCAUUCAUGGAUUAAUUCUUCUUGAUUGCGAGCACUUUGUUAUUGAUUUUUUGGCAAAGCCAAAAAACUUGAAAUGUGAAAGGCGCGACAUUAUCUUACAGAUCGGAGCACGCCUUCCACAGAACUAUAUCAUACGAAACUCGCGGAUAAUGGGCAAGUGGGGCCCAGAAGAAAAUUCCUCUAAUUUACCUUUUCAACUCAAACGUGGUAAAACUUUUUGGAUGCAGGUGCUGCUGACAGAUUGCUCGUUUUUCAUUUCGGUAAAUGGCUUUCACUUCGCCACGUAUAAUUACCGAAUGCCUUAUAAGUGGAUAAGCGGAGUUGAUGUGCGCGGAGAUGUCUCUGACAUUGUCAUAGACAUCUUCCAUGUUACGGAAUAUCCAAUUCGCGUUAGCCGUAGUUUGCCGAACGAUUUGCCAUUUAUCAAUGAUUUUUCAAGAGAACUUUUGCUUCAGAGCAGUCAAAAAAAGCCGAAUAAGCUACAAAUAAUUCAAACUCCAGUUCAAUUCGUCGAUCGUCCUAUUGCUAAAGCUUUGAUCGUACCAUUCUACGGGCGAAUGCUAGAUGAUGAAAAACUAAUUGAUGGUCGUAUGAUGCGCAUCGAAGGUCGCGUUCGACUAAUGCCACAAAGUUUUUGUGUAACCUUACAGUGCGGGCAGAACAUUUGGCCACACCCAACCAUAUCGUUGCUAUUUAGUCCUAAUUUCCUACGGAGCAGUCGCACCAAAGUGGGGAAGGCCAUAAUAACGAGGAGCGCCUAUAUAAACGGUAAAGAGGUAAAUCGUGAAGUUUCACGUCUCCACACAUAUUUGGGACCGGGAAAAGCAUUUGUUCUUAUAAUCGCCUGUCGGAAGAACUGCUAUGAACUAUUUGUCAACGGGCACUCGAUUCUGACUUUCAAGCAUCAGAUGAAUCCCGCUGAUAUUGAUAUGGUUAACAUCAGAGGUGACGUGAAGCUCUGGAAUGUUGUCACCGAGGUCGGCACGCUUCCGGGGCGGGUCCGCCAACGUGCGAUUCUCAGCUCGGUUGCCAAAGCGAAAUAAGUACAAGAUUAUACAAAAAGAUGCAUGCCUAACAAAAAGUUUUAUGUCUUAACUAAAACUAUAAAUUAAAAUUAUAAUCGUCAGCUGAA